Molecule: messenger RNA, 392 nt
Organism: Saccostrea cuccullata (small rock oyster)
Lineage: Eukaryota; Metazoa; Mollusca; Bivalvia; Ostreida; Ostreidae
Exons: 3
Biological process (GO): apoptotic DNA fragmentation
Molecular function (GO): deoxyribonuclease II activity
Source: RefSeq, a predicted model, not a curated record
AGAUUAAGUCGCAAGGAAAUGACAGUUCAUACGACACCUAGAACUUCAGCUGAGUUAAAAAAUAAUCAUAUGCGACAAGUAAGACUGUUAAUGUUCAUGCUUCCACUGCCAAAUCCUCAUGUAUUACAAUGGAUGUCUUCAUCUGACAGCUCAAAGUGGGCGGUGACAAAGGAUUUCAUAUGCAUUGGAGAUCUGAACAGAAAUGAGCAACAAUUGAGCCGAGGAGGGGGACUUCUUUGUAUGAGGAACCCCGAAGUUGCAGCCCAGUUUGAAUCUCUGGUAGCAUGUUCUUCUGUACUAAAUGAAGAUGUUUCGUAUGUUGGUUAUAUGGUUGAAGCUGUAGCAGAUAUGUUCUUUUGUUGUUUCUGGUCACACAACUACUAUGAAGAUAG